GGAAGAUGGCGGGGUGCGGGGGCCCCCUCUGCUGCUGCGCCGGCUGCUGCUGUUGCUGCGGGGAGAGGGAGAGCCGCACCCCGGAGGAGCUGACUAUCCUCGGAGAAACACAGGAGGAAGAUGAUGAGAUCCUUCCACGCAAGGACUAUGAGAGUUUGGAUUAUGAUCGCUGUAUCAACGAUCCCUACCUGGAAGUGUUGGAGAGCAUGGAUAACAAGAAAGGUCGACGGUAUGAGGCGGUGAAGUGGAUGAUGGUGUUUGCCAUUGGAGUCUGCACAGGACUGGUGGGUCUGUUGGUUGACUUCUUCGUACGACUGUUCUCGCAACUCAAGUUCCGGGUGGUGCAGUCUUCGGUGGAAGAGUGCAGUGAAAAGGGCUGCCUGGCCUUGUCUCUCCUCGAGCUCUUGGGUUUUAACCUGACAUUCAUCUUCUUGGCCAGCUUGCUCGUCCUGAUUCAGCCAGUGGCAGCGGGCUCUGGGAUUCCCGAGAUCAAGUGUUACCUGAACGGCGUCAAAGUGCCCGGGAUCGUCCGCCUCCGUACCCUGGUGUGCAAAGUGUUGGGCGUGCUCUUCAGCGUGGCAGGCGGUCUCUUCGUUGGGAAGGAGGGACCCAUGAUCCACAGUGGUGCAGUUGUAGGUGCUGGAUUGCCCCAGUUCCAGAGCAUCUCCUUCCGGAAGAUCCAGUUCAACUUCCCCUAUUUCCGCAGUGACCGGGACAAGCGAGACUUUGUGUCGGCAGGUGCCGCCGCGGGUGUUGCUGCAGCUUUUGGGGCCCCAAUCGGGGGCACUCUGUUCAGCUUGGAAGAGGGUUCGUCCUUCUGGAACCAGGGACUCACCUGGAAAGUGCUCUUCUGCUCCAUGUCUGCCACCUUCACCCUGAACUUCUUCCGCUCUGGGAUUCAGUUUGGAAGUUGGGGUGCCUUCCAGCUCCCUGGACUGCUGAACUUUGGGGAAUUCAAGUGCUCUGACUCUGAUAAAAAAUGCCACCUCUGGACAGCUGUGGACUUGGGGUUCUUCAUCGUGAUGGGGGUCAUUGGGGGCCUCCUCGGAGCCACUUUCAACUGCCUGAACAAGAGGCUCGCAAAGUACCGCAUGCGCAACGUGCAUCCGAAACCUAAGCUUGUCAGGGUCCUAGAGAGCCUGUUGGUGUCACUGGUGACCACAGUUGUGGUGUUCGGGGCUUCGAUGGUCCUGGGAGAAUGUCGGCAGGUGUCGUCCGCGAGUCCGAGCGGUAAUGGCUCCUUCCACCCACAGAACCCUUCAGAAGAUGUGAAUUCGAGCAUCAAGACCUUUUUUUGCCCCAACGAAACCUACAAUGAUAUGGCUACCCUUUUCUUCAAUCCCCAAGAGGUUGCGAUACUGCAGCUUUUCCACCAGGACAGUACUUUCAGCCCCAUCACACUGGCCUUGUUCUUUGUCCUCUAUUUCUUACUCUCCUGCUGGACCUAUGGCAUUUCUGUGCCCAGCGGCCUGUUUGUGCCCUCGCUGCUCUGCGGAGCUGCUUUCGGGCGCUUGGUUGCCAACGUCCUCAAAAGCUACAUCGGGCUGGACCACCUGUACUCGGGGACGUUUGCCCUGAUCGGAGCCGCGGCGUUUCUGGGCGGGGUGGUCCGCAUGACCAUCAGCCUCACCGUCAUCCUGAUUGAGUCCACCAAUGAGAUCACGUACGGGCUCCCCAUCAUGAUCACCCUGAUGGUGGCCAAAUGGACGGGAGACUUUUUCAACAAGGGCAUUUAUGAUAUCCACGUGGGCCUGCGGGGCGUGCCCCUCCUGGACUGGGAGACCGAGGUGGAGAUGGACAAGCUGAGAGCCGGCGACAUCAUGGAGCCCAACCUGACCUACGUCUACCCGCAUACCCGGAUCCAGUCCCUGGUCAGCAUCCUGCGUACCACAGUGCACCAUGCGUUCCCCGUAGUAACCGAGAAUCGGGGGAAUGAGAAGGAGUUUAUGAAAGGGAACCAGCUCAUUAGUAACAACAUUAAAUUCAAGAAAUCGAGCAUCCUGACCCGAGCGGGCGAGCAGCGGAAACGGAGCCAGUCCAUGAAGUCCUACCCGUCGAGCGAGCUCCGCAACGUGUGUGACGAGCACGUAGCCACCGAGGAGCUGGCCGAGAAGGAAGACCUGUUGCAGCAGAUGUUGGAGAGACGAUACACGCCGUACCCCAACCUGUACCCAGACCAGUCCCCCAGCGAAGAUUGGACCAUGGAGGAGCGCUUCCGCCCUUUGACUUUUCACGGCCUCAUCCUGCGAUCCCAGCUGGUCACCUUGCUGGUCCGAGGCGUCUGUUACGCUGAAAGCCAAUCGAGUGCUAGCCAGCCUCGCCUUUCGUACGCGGAGAUGGCUGAAGAUUACCCCCGGUACCCUGACAUCCACGACCUGGACUUGACACUGCUGAACCCCCGUAUGAUUGUGGACGUGACUCCUUACAUGAACCCCUCACCCUUCACGGUCUCCCCCAACACUCACGUCUCACAAGUCUUCAACCUGUUCAGAACCAUGGGCCUCCGACACUUACCUGUGGUGAACGCAGUAGGAGAGAUUGUUGGGAUAAUCACCCGGCACAACCUGACCCAUGAGUUUCUCCAGAGCAGACUAAGGCAGCACUACCACGCCAUCUGACCUCCCUCAUCCCUCGCCCAUCCACAAGGCAGCCCUUCCCAUCCCGAAGAUGCGCAGAGGGGGCCCGCUCUCUCUGCCCCCGGCCUCGGCCAUCCCAGGACGCAGAGGAUUCAUCAGUUGGUUUCAUCCCCCUCGCAUCGAGAGCCUGGAGACCUCAGAAACGUUUCGCUGGUCAGAGGCGGGAGAAACUGUGAGGAAUACCAUCUGGCCCCAUCGGAGAGGUUUGGUCUCCCCGAAUACCUCUGAGGAAGAGCUUCUUUCAUUUGUCCUGGCUCCCCUUUGCAUGACACCCGCCUCGGUACCGCCUGCGGCGAUACUUGAGGGUCAGCGGUUAGAACCGGUCCCUGCCUAAGCCAGGCCUUAAGCCCACUGCAGUAGGAAACUUGAAGCGUGAUUUCUCUCGUCCUCCUCCAUGCAGCUUUUCUUCCUCCCUGGAGGGGAAUGCAGCUGAUGCCUUACUGACUGCGCAGGAGGUGUGGUUAAGGCUGUUGCCGUGGUGAUGGCGACUACCAAAGGAAAGAGGAUCACUCAUUUUAGGAAGUGGAAACAUCCACUUCCCAGAAACCCUUUCCCGGUUAGGGGCCGCCAUGUGUUUUGUGGGCUUUUGGGUUUUUGUUUUUUUUUAAUCAAAAGGCAUGUACUUUCUUUUCAGGGGUCAGCAAGUGCUCUAUUCUUAGGGCCUGGGGCACAAGGCAGGACCCCAAAGCAUUGGAAUCCAGGAGUGUUUGGGGUGCAGAUAGAUGUAGCCCCUUUCCUCUGUCCUUCAAUCCCAAACCCUUGAGUGGUCCCCAAACUCCCGUCUUCACCGCCAUUGGCAUUGCCUGGGGCUUGGGAGGCUUGGCUUGGCUCUCUCCUCCCUUUCCUCCCCCAGGGGAUUCAGCAUUUCCAAGGGCUGGCUCAUCAGUUCCAUGGUGCCCCUGCCUCUUUAGAAUCUAGCAUCCAAAACCAACAUUAAUGGAGCAGGAGGACACUGGAAUGAUAUGAAGUGUCGUCAGGUUGGUAAGGGGAGACACCUGUUUCGCGCUCUGAACAAUCAGGAGCACGUUCGCUAAGCAGGGUCAGCCGCAGGGCGACCCCAAGCCAACGCGAGGCCCUUUUCCGAGAAUCAUCUGCAGGAAGCUGGUCGCCGAUGGUCCAGGCUGUCACUGGCAGCCAAUAUGCCCUAGUUCCUCCCUUACACUCCAGAGUGAAAGGUUUCUAGUGGUGUGGGGGGCGGCCCACCUGUUUCCUUUUUGUGGCUGUCUGUCUUCUCUUCCUUCUCUCCUUGUGUCCUCCCAGCUGUCACAUCUCUUGGUUUCCCAGCCCCUUAGACAGGUGUGAUCUCUAGCCUCAAGUUAAGGUGGGGCGGGAUCUCCUUUGCCCCCAUAAGUGGCCUGGAGGCAGGGGUCGCCGCUGUCGGUGCCGAGGAGGUCAGAGAGAUGAAGUCCCUGCUGAUGGAUUGUCUCGUACCACCGGCAAGGUUCAGGGAUGAGUCACGGCGGUGUGAUCGAGCUGCUUGUUUGACCCUCCUACCCGAGGGUUCCCGGGUAUGGGGGAAGAGCCCCUGAACCUGGGCACCCCAUCAGAAACCUCCAGGGAUCUGGGAGUAUUUUGGGACCAAAAAGCCAAAACCAGAGACCUAAUUGUGUCCUGUGGUCCCCAUUUUGUUUCCUGCCGGAGACCAGGUGCCGUAGUACCCUGUACCCUUUCAAAAAUAAUGAUUUUUUUGUGGAAUUUCACUGAGCGUUUUGGAAGCCUCCCGCACUCUAAAGACUGUGAAGGGCCAAGGUUGUUAUGGUGUCUUAGAGGAUCUCCCAUGCCCUGCCGUUCUUUUCCCACUCACUUUUCACCUCGCCCCUGCUUUUCCCAGCUCAGGUGCCAGAGACGUCCUUCUCGCCCCUCUCUUCCAUUUCCUUUCAGCACAGACAGUCUGCAUUCGGCUGUGUCCUGGCUGUCCCCGAGGCUAUCGUUUGUGUUUGUGUGUGUGCGCGCACGUGUUAGUGUGUUUUGAUCAUCUCUCUCCUCUGCCCAAGCUGUUACUGUGGGCUGUACCAGCUGACGCCAUACCCCAACCGAUGCGGACUUGGCCCAGGAUGCCAAGCGGACACCCAGGUCCCGACCUACUGCAGUGCCCCUUCUUGAGGGCAUCCAGGCAGGCAAAAGAAUGAUCCAGGUUUCUCUGGGGACUUAGGUUCCAGCCUCUCUGCUCGUUCCCUCUCUCUCUUCUGCCCUUCCCGAGGCCUGGGGACCUCAGCUUCUCCACCCGUAAGAAAUAUACUGGAAAUCUCAUGACCACAAACGCCCUUGUUCUAUUAAAGAAACCGUCCCUCUGAGGAUCCACCCCGCUCUCCACCCCAGAGACGGGUAACCUCGUACCUCCCCGCUGCAGGCCGCAGCUUGUCAUUGAUGGGGUUAAGGAUGUAUUUCUUCCCCAGGGUGGGAUUCCAGAAUGACCCGUGUCAGAGGGCAUGGCUCUCAUCUCUGCGGCCGAGGAGUCGUCAAAUCUGGACCUCGGCUCUCUAACGUAAGCCCCCGGUAUGGUUGGCCCACGCUCUCGUUUGGACAGGCCGUUUCCUCCUAGAGCCGCCUGCUGAGCGGAAGUGACCCUUCUAACGGGGCUGUCUUGUGCCGCUUUCCCAGAACCAAACCAAGCUAGCGGUGCCGGGAAGGCCCCGGGCGAGAGACAGGACCAACCCCUCCUGGGACCCCGGGCUGAUUUCACGUGCAGUAUUGCCUAGUAGCGCCUCCGUCUCUUCAGCCGUUCCUUCGGGAGCAACCUCCCGUUUUUAUUUCCCGUUUGCACUGUUUGUCUCUAAAAAGAUGUAAGCUAAUUCCACUGUGUAUAUAAAUGGUAUUUUUUUAAUUUGUACAAAUCUAUUUUUAUUUGAACUUUCAGCACUUGGACGUUCACACUGUAGCCAUAACAUGCCUAAGAGUCCAACACCCCCGCUGCCUCCUUCGGGGGCUUGCCGGCAGCGGUCUCUUCCCCCAAGUGCGACCUACUCUUUCAACUUGUUAAUUUAUUUGUUUCUUACGAUCACGGUCUGUACAAAGCAUAAAGGCGGGAACAAACUU
Molecule: messenger RNA, 5672 nt
Organism: Ornithorhynchus anatinus (platypus)
Lineage: Eukaryota; Metazoa; Chordata; Mammalia; Monotremata; Ornithorhynchidae
Gene: CLCN6
Product: chloride voltage-gated channel 6
Exons: 23
Coding region: 6-2618 (870 amino acids)
Biological process (GO): transmembrane transport; chloride transport
Cellular component (GO): lysosomal membrane; intracellular membrane-bounded organelle
Molecular function (GO): voltage-gated chloride channel activity
Source: RefSeq, a predicted model, not a curated record